CAGGUUAUAUAUAUUCUUAUUGUGAGAAGGGAUCAUUUGAGUGUAGUAUUGUAAUUAUUGAAGGUUAAUUUGUCAUUAAAAAUUGUGGAGUGACAUGAUCUAUAUUAAAAUGAGAUGUGCUUUACCAUUUUAAUCAAGCUUACUCCGAAAACAUAUGUUGUUUCUUUUUUUUUACGUUGUUUCUUGUUUAUAUUGUUUGUGGUAAACUAGAAUUUUGGCCUGACGUAAGAGAACCGAAAAUGCCAAAAUCACACGCUUUGGGCGUGGGUGCAGUGCUUGCUCUUUCAGGGGCUCAUAUUAAUUAGAUAGAACUCCCCAACCUCAAAGUUUUACUUCCCUUGUACUCAAACAUGAAUGAGAAUGGAAGCAAAAGCUCCACCUACUCCAACUCUGAAAAUCUCUUCCUCCUAAUAAGUUACAAAUUCGCUUUCAAUCCCUUUCACUUCACAUUACAGACUCUCUAGAGGCAUCUUUUUAAAUGGUACAAAUAUUCUCCACCUUACUCUUAACCGGUGCAAAAGCAACAAACAGACCACAUAACAGGACUCAAGGGGAAAGAAAAAAGAAAAAGAAAGAUGAAUCCAACAUGGGUUUUUCUGUUGAGUAUUGCAACAAUGUUAGUGAUUGGGAAUGGAGAAUCAUCAGAAGUGAAGCUAUUGGUGAAGACAGUGAAGGGCAAGAAGGUAUGUGAUAAAGGGUGGGAAUGUAAAGGAUGGUCUGCUUAUUGCUGCAAUGAGACUAUUUCUGAUUACUUUGAGACUUACCAAUUUGAGAACCUCUUCUCAAAACGCAAUGCACCAGUGGCACAUGCUGUUGGAUUCUGGGAGUACCGUUCUUUUAUUACUGCUGCAGCACUCUACCAGCCUCUUGGAUUUGGAACCACUGGUGGAAAAACCAGUGGGCAAAAGGAGGUUGCAGCUUUCCUUGGUCAUGUGGGCAGCAAAACCUCUUGUGGUUAUGGGGUGGCUACAGGGGGACCUUUUGCCUGGGGCUUAUGCUACAAUAAGGAAUUGAGUCCUGAUAAAUACUAUUGUGAUGACUACUACAAAUUAACCUAUCCAUGCACUCCUGGUGCAGCAUACUAUGGUCGUGGAGCCCUGCCAAUCUACUGGAAUUACAAUUAUGGGAAAACUGGGGAAGCCUUGAAGGUGGAUCUGUUGAACCAUCCAGAAUACAUAGAACAAAAUGCAACACUGGCCUUCCAGGCAGCAAUAUGGAAGUGGAUGACCCCACCUGAGAAGCACAUACCUUCAGCCCAUGAUGUCUUUGUUGGUAACUGGAAACCAACCAAGAAUGACACAUUGUCCAAGAGGGUUCCUGGAUUUGGUGCCACCAUCAAUGUGUUAUAUGGGGAUCAAGUGUGUGGCCAAGGAUCUGAUAAUGAGGCUAUGAACAACAUCGUUUCUCACUAUCUCUAUUACCUUGAUCUCUUGGGCGUUGGCAGAGAAGAAGCAGGGCCUAAUGAAGUGCUCUCUUGUGCUGAACAAGCUGCUUUUAAGCCCUCUGGCACACCAUCUUCUGCAACAAAUUGAGCUUUGCUUGGUUGUGAUUCUUGGCCUGUCCAUUCUUGAAUCCUGGAAAAUCUAAUAAAGGAGGGAAAGUAGAUAAUUUCAACUACUUUUGCUUUCAUAUGAGAGUGAAAUGAGCUUGGAGUGGACACUAAUAGUUAUUGUGUAUAGAUUGUUACACUGCUAUAUAUAUCUUGGCAUUUGAUGUUUUUCCAUUCCUGUAUAAUUUGAAUAUAUUUU
Messenger RNA from Gastrolobium bilobum, 1748 nucleotides. RefSeq names its product chitinase-like protein 2. The record is from RefSeq and is a predicted model, not a curated record. The transcript has 3 exons. Bases 576 to 1532 code for a protein of 318 amino acids. Gene Ontology annotation, biological process: cell wall macromolecule catabolic process; carbohydrate metabolic process; chitin catabolic process. Gene Ontology annotation, molecular function: chitinase activity. NCBI's taxonomy places the organism in Eukaryota, Viridiplantae, Streptophyta, Magnoliopsida, Fabales, Fabaceae.